UAACACUUCACGCAGAACUCCAGGAAAACCCGGCUUUCUUGUUUUUCACCAAUUUUGACAUUAGAACGAGCCGUACGGCCGUUCUUGACCUUGUAAUGUAAAAUAUACGGACAAUUAUUCAUUUAUUUCUCUCAAUUGGAUGUUUUGAACAUAUUUUUGUGAAUUAAUCUUAACUUCAAAUAUAUAAAAUAUAAUGUCUACCACACUAACUACGUGGACUCAUGAUGCGACACUCACUACAAGUGAUGCCAUUCUCAAUUAUGAUUUAGUUCCAAGUGCCAGUUUAGGCCAAGUCAUCAAAGUGUCGGCGCAACAUUCGGAUGAUCGUUAUUCAGAAAUGGACGGAUCCAUACAUCAUGGGAAACCCCGCUUUAAAGCAAAUACUAUGUCUGUCUAUGUGAUGCCAGAGCCUCUUGAUGGUAACUUGCGGAAACGCCAACCCAACUUACAGUUGUCACUCUCGCCUCAACUAGCCAACUUGUUAGGCAUCAGUGUACGAGGUAUGGUAACUGUCUCGGCUUGUGAGAACAAGGAGGAAGCUGAGGCUGAAUACGUGGUUCUCUUCUUUCGUGAUAAAUUCAUAUCUCGCAGUGAUAUGUGGAGAGUAUCAGAGAAAUUGAAGGGUACAUGUGUUCAUUCGAAGCAGCGUGUUAAUUUUAUUGGCGAUGUUUCUGCAGUCGUACAAUACAUCUGGCGAGACGGUCAAAAGCGAACUUCUGCUUACUACUCUUCAAAAACAAAACCAAUUUUCCGUUCUGAAAGUGCAAACUUUCUCAUCUUCAUUCAAAUGAGCAGCGAAAUGUGGCACUUUGAAGAAGAUGGAGAACUCAAUUUCAACAAAGCUAUAGACGGUUUCCUUCCUGACCUCUUUUCUGCGUGGAAACGGCUUGGUGCGCAUCAUCUCGUUUCCAUUAUUCUUUUUGCCCGCGUCGAGUACAGCAGAGCUGGCUCAGUAUGUGUUUGGGAGAAUCCUGAUUGUAAGGACCCUGUUUCCACAAACAAAGCACAAACGACACUUCGAGAUGAUCAGUCUGCCGAAAAAAAAAGCUACAAGGAUUUCUUUAAAGUCGUGGUUGAUAACAGUUCCAGUCGCGACUGGCUUUCUACACUUGCUAAUCUGAAACUUGAACUAGCAAGGUUUCAGCAUGAUGUAUUAGUAGAUAAAGUUGUUUCAGAUGAUGGUGAAGUUACCGAAUUCAUUUGUGGACGCAUGGCCAGUGCUCAAGAAGGCAACUUUUUGGAAGUCAUUAACAUGGCUGUUUAUCAAUUUCAAACUGAUUAUAUUGAUCGUGAUCUUGGUCGAACGGGAACAAGUAUUAUUAUCAUUACCCCUGGUACCGGUCUUUAUGAGGUUGACGAGAAAAUGCUUCGCCUGACUUCUGAGAGUCUGUUGAACACUGUCGUUGGCAUUGAUAUAGUAUCACUUGGUAAAAUUCCCCUUUACUACACUCCUGUUUUGCGCUAUAAAAACUCUGACAGGUGUGACGAUCAAACGGAGAAUGCUCAGAAGUUUUCAAAAGCCCUGUCCCCUUCAGUUUUGGCCUCUCACUCUAUUUCUUCUUCGAUAUCUAAUUUUUCCAUUGGAUCUUUUCUCAACAAUUUACGUCUUGAUACAGAAUGGGUUUAUACAUUACCCAUCGGUUGUAAUAUUAGUUUCUACAGCACAACAGAAAUGCACUCAUUAAGAUCUUCGUGGGAGAAUUAUAUGUUGGAAUGCCAGUUUCAACCGACAGCUAAGAUGCACGAGCUUCAGAUGAUUGGUGUCAUGGAGACGGAAAAUGCAAAGAUAUCAAUUCCUUUGCUGAACGCAGAUCCUCAUUUUAAAGGUGAUAUAUUUGAUGAAGAAUUUCAGGAUAAGUACGACGAGCGACAAUUUGUCAUGGACUCAGCAAUUCUUGAUUUAGGAAUUUCAAAGAAAUCCCAUUGCCAUUCAAUAAAAAGCUAUGGUUCGAAGAAACCUGCAGACAUUGAGACACUUAAUUCUGUAUACACUGCUCAAUCAAAUGCACGCGAUUAUUUUCGGAGAGAAUUAUUUGAAGACAGUGGGAUAAGAAAACGUGUUUACGAAAGAGGUAACGGUGACCGGCAAUCUAUCUUAAGUGAAAUUAUAAAGUCCAGUAAAACCAGACCAGCUACUUCAAAUCAACGCAUACGUUCAUCUCGAACGAAUCUUUCAACGGAACAGAAUUUUACAGUCUUGGAAAGAGUGACCGGGUUUAUCGUUCCUCCAGCUUUACCAACAACGUCUGUGGAUCCGCUGAGACCUCCUCAAAUUACUAAACCCAUAGCAGUCAAAGUCUCUUUGAAGGAAUCGGGACCUUCUACCAUGUCCAAGUUUCAAUUUAACACGACAAUCAAAAAUUCAAAAAAUACGAAACAUCAAAACUAUUUGACAACAAGUUCCGGUUCAAAUGGUAAGAAAACAACUGUUGUCGGUUUCUCGAUGAAACGGCCAUGGAAAAUUAUAGACAAUCCUUUCAAGCCAAAGGAAGCUGGAGCAGAAAAUGAUCCUGUCAGUUUACGUUGGGAACAUCUUUACAUCAAAGCGAGAAAACUUAAAGAAUUUAAUUGGGUUUCCAUGUGCACUCCUGGAGCUUUGCCUCUGACUUUUGGUUAUUUUCCAUCGGAAGAAGAGUUAGAGGAGAACUUCGAGGAACACACUUACACCGUUAGUCUUGAUCCAGAGUUUACCAAGAUGGAUCAGAAAAGUUUGUUGGUGGAAAUGGUAUGUCAACGUCUGUCUCGUGGGUACCAAAUUGUUGUUCGUAAAAAUGAGUUGAAUACUUCAGACAGUGGACUUUUACAUGAACGGUUACAGCCAAAGAAAUCCCACAAGUUUGACAAUGAAGCACAAUCAUAUUUUGGUCUUGAUGCCGCGCCCGUUUAUUUAAGUUUGGCAGACAGUCAGUUUCACAGAUUGUGUUGUGACCCUGACGGAUAUAACAUUGAGGUAAAACGUUAUGUUAAACGUGGAGCGGGCUAUGGGAAAAUGAAGUAUGAGUUUAAUAUCUGGUCUCCAAAUACCAAGUCGUACGCUCCAUCAACUAUAACAUUCUCGGCGAAUGACACCGCAAAGUAUAAUUGGAAUUAUGUUGAUCAGCUCAUCUGUGGUUUUGAAACGUAUCUUCCUGAUUCGGUGAAAUACUGGCGCGCCCGCUUCGUUCUUAUCCCAACAAAUACCUUUUCAUCUAGCCUCAGUCAAAAAUUUCAAUUCGCAAAUGUUCCAGAUGCAUUUACAGAAGAAGAAUUUCGCCUGGAGGGUAUAAACAAAUUAAGUGAACUUAUCUAUAAAGCUAAGGUCGAUCCAUUAGAAGAAGAUACCAAGAAGACAAAAUCUUUAACAGAAACGAAUAUGCUUGGUAUUAAUUUUACCACUUUGACUGCUUCUCAAUUCAUUGCUUCUGAACUUGAGAGCUAUAAAAGUGAACAAGACUGGUGCAAAGGAACUUUAUUUUUACAUGGGAAGCGUUUUAAAACUACCGACUCUAUUCAGGAUAUUGCCAGAGAACUUCAAGCCACUUCUGGUGUGCGCAUCAAGGAUCUUCACUGGCACUACCGAGUCUACAAGAACUGUUUUAUUGGUAGCGAUUUGGUGACCUGGUUGUUAAACAAUUUUGAUGACAUUGAUAGUCGCGAAGCAGCUCUCUCUUUCGGAAAUGAACUUCUUAAUAAGGGUUUAAUUGAGCAUGUUCACAAUAAACACUCAGUUUUGGAUGGUCAUUAUUUCUACCGCGUUUCUAAAGAGUACAGUGCGAAACCUGUUUCAGCAAAACCAUACCAAAGCUGGUUUUCUUGGAGAAAGUCAUCGGAAAAAAAGGAACGUGCUCACAGUGAUGACACUUCUUCGAUACCGAGAGUUGAAUUGUCGAAACGUAUACUGUUCAAUGCUGAUCCCGAGAGUAGCAGUCGAAGAACGGAAACAAUUACACUUCAUUAUGAUUUAUUACACAAUCCGGCAUCAUGUUAUCAAAUCCGUAUUGAAUGGCUUAUGGCCACUGCGAGUGUGAUUGAGAGUCUGUUGCAGUCUUGGUCUCGAAUGUUAGAAAAAUAUGGACUGAAGCUCGUUGAAGCUCCCAUUCAUGAAGCCUCUGCAGUCGUGCAGUUAAAUCCAUUUGAUCAAGUUUUAAUUAUCGAAUUAGCUGUACCGCCUCCUCAACUACCGCAACAGUUUUAUGCGCCUGGUGAGAAUGUCGACGAACAAUGGUGGCAUACUGAGAUAUUAAAGUACUUUAACUUCGUUUUGGAUACUGAGGCGGCAAAUAAAUUUCCAGAGAAUGUUAAUGUCACGUACUCAUGGGGAAAGCCUAAUUACAAAUAUACUCAGUACAUACAUCGUACGGGUACGAUUUUGCUACAAAUUGAUGACGAGGGUCGCUUUCUUUGGUUACCAAAUCGCCUGCACAACUCUAAAGUACAAAAAAUGCAAACAUAUGACAAGACGGGUUCACAUCGAACCUCGAUUAAUACUCCUUCGGCAAGGCAGACCACCGAGCUGUUAGAGAAAGAAUUCAGAGCAUUUUGCAGCAAUGAAGAUGUUCUGCAUGAAUUCUACGACAAUACGCUUGACCACUACCAAAAGGAGUAUGGCCUCAUGGAUAUGAAUUCUUCGAUAAGCGACUUCGAACUUGAAGACGAUUAAAUUCCACACAAUUUUGUUUCCUCUCCUAGACACUACUUGUUUAUAAUCUUAAUGUUUCAUCAACGAUUUAAUAAUAAUCAUGAGCGUUAAUGCAUACAGAAAAAAAUAAUCAUAACAUUUCAGCUACGUAUAUACGUAACCUCUAAAAAAAGUCUAAGUCAUUGUUGAAAUCACGAAGCAAAUCAUUGAAUAAGCACAAUUUAUCAUGAGUGGGCGUAC
Schizosaccharomyces japonicus yFS275 is the source of this 4858-nucleotide messenger RNA. RefSeq names its product DEP domain-containing protein. The transcript has a single exon. Gene Ontology annotation, biological process: negative regulation of TORC1 signaling; intracellular signal transduction; positive regulation of autophagy. Gene Ontology annotation, cellular component: GATOR1 complex; vacuolar membrane; fungal-type vacuole membrane. The coding region runs from base 194 to 4639 and encodes 1481 amino acids. The record is from RefSeq and is a predicted model, not a curated record. Gene Ontology annotation, molecular function: GTPase activator activity. NCBI's taxonomy places the organism in Eukaryota, Fungi, Ascomycota, Schizosaccharomycetes, Schizosaccharomycetales, Schizosaccharomycetaceae.